ACCGUCAACAGAAGACUCUCCUUCAGACUUCAAAAGCUACCCUAUUCCAUGGCCCGAACACGAACCUGCCUGAUACAGCAUGUAACCCUUUCUCAAUGGGGAGAAUACGACAGAUCCUGCGACAUACCAUGGCACUUAUCCAGAGACGCACUGAGGAUAUCGGUGCGCGGAACAACCCAACCGAUUGGAGCGCAAAGUUGCCCAAUCCGAAAACCCACAUCCGCCUGCUCACGAUUCUCCCAGGUCGACAGACAGAAGAACUACGUUGUACCUGCAGCACUAUCAGCCUUGAUAGCAGACCAAGAUACAAUGCCUUAUCGUAUGUCUGGGGCAACCCCGACGAAAAGGCCCAAGUCAUCGUCAAUGGCGUCCAAGUCACGGUCAACAGAAGUCUGGCUGAAGCCUUGAGCCGUAUUCGCCGUCAACAAGGACCAGUUGUCAUCUGGGCAGACGCCCUUUGCAUCAACCAGAGUGACGAAGACGAGAAAAAGUACCAAAUUGAUCUCAUGCACCGUAUCUAUGGCGAGUGCGAGAAUUGUUUCGUCUGGAUGGGGGACAUCGUCGUGAAAGGAGAUAGUAGUGUGGCCGCAAAGCAAGCUGCGGCAGGAGCCCUCAACGCUUUGCGUAUCAUUGCAGAGGAGCCACACCAUGAAGAGCUCGGCUGGCCCGGGGAGGGUCCAGUUGCUAGGAGCCCUGCUGGUAGUGGUCUUACCGCCGGGGUAGCCUUACAGUCGAUGAUGGACUGCGAGUGGUGGCACCGCAUCUGGACAGUCCAGGAGGUCUGUCUGCCCCCAAAAGCCACGGUUCUCUGGGGCCCACUCGAGAUCAGCUUCCAAACGAUCAUGGACGCGGCGAGCUAUAUGGUGCAACCGGAUGAGCAUCCGCAACACAAUAACAUUUUCGAUCUUUUCCAAGAUGGCACCGCCAUUUACCCAAAGCUUCACACAAGCCCGUUCACUAUACCCGUCCUCAGCAUUGCUCACACCAGAUUCUGGGACCAGUCAAGAACCGACUCGCUGAAUAGACUGUGGCGGUUUCGAGACAGAAGGUCCACAUAUCCGAAAGACAAGCUGUUUGGCAUCUGGGCGCUCCUCAAUAAGAAAUAUUUGCCUAAUAUCACCCCAGCGGACUACGUCCUCGAUAUUGUGGUUCUGUUUUCCAGAGUUACGGUCAGUUUACUCACAUCUCUGAAUAACCUCAAGCCUCUUAUCGGCUGGAGAGGGGAGAGAGAAACGGCCGGUCUGCCUACUUGGGUCUUGGAUCUGGCCCAGCCGGAGGACUCCAAGUGCACCAGCGAUUUCUGGACGCACGAUAUUGCUUGGAGGCAAUUCUACGCUGGCCGCGGUUUACCACGAUUCAAGCCGCUAUUGAACCAAGCAGAAAAUUUCGUAUUGCUAACUUUAAACGGCAUCCGCGUUGACAAGGUGGCUACAGUGUUGAUGGACCUAAGAAAUAUGCGAAGGUCUCUUUGGAGACAUGCAUGUGAAAGCGCUCUCAGGAACCACGCCAGUAAAGACAACAUCAUGUACCAAUAUAACAACCUUAUCCAAGGGAAAUUCGGCGAGCAUCAUGAGCCCAUCACAGAUGAGAGUUGGCGCCAAGGUCCGUGGUGGGAGGACAGGAUGCUCUCUUAUCAAGUCCUUUUCAUCACAGAGGAGAAUCGGCUUGGCCUCGGCCCGCCUAACCUGAAGCCAGGAAACAACGUUUGGACUCUUUCGGGCGGGAAUCAUCCCUUUUUACUCCAUCCAGUAAGAGAGAGAAAUCGAGAUACGAACUUGUGGGAGUUCGUGGGAGAUUGCUUCGUGUACGGCAUCAUGUAUGGAGAAGCAUCUUCUGGAGGGUUACAGUUGUCAUCCGUAACAUUGUGUUGACGCUGCCGUCAUGAUUCCUAGUCUCAGCAUCGGUUGUUGGAAUGCUCUGUUAUCGUGUUUCUUCAAUACUAGCCUUGGAACAUAGUAUUAAGAAUAGAAAAGAGAUCUCAAGACGCAAUAUUAUAUGGUGUUCAUGCGGUCCUGUUA
Molecule: messenger RNA, 2018 nt
Organism: Colletotrichum godetiae
Lineage: Eukaryota; Fungi; Ascomycota; Sordariomycetes; Glomerellales; Glomerellaceae
Product: heterokaryon incompatibility protein-domain-containing protein
Exons: 1
Coding region: 96-1871 (591 amino acids)
Source: RefSeq, a predicted model, not a curated record